AUGGAGAGUGAGAUUCAAGAACGGGAGGACGUGAUGGUGUCGAAUGCUGCUCAGAGGCCCCCUUCUCCCUCAGCCUUCUUUCUGAGCUCAUGCAGCAAGCAGGCAUCUGCCCAGCUGACCAUCACCUCCAUCCCUCCCCGGGCCAUGGAAGGGGGAAACAUCACCUUGUCAGUCCAGGGGCUCCCUCAGAAUCUCAUCUCCUACAACUGGUUCCGAGGAGCAGCCACUUCCCAGGAUACCCGGAUCCUCAAUUUUAAAUUCACCAACCACGCCCUCACUCCAGAACCAGCCCAUAGUGGCCGGGAGACAGGCAGUGCUGAUGGGUCUCUGACCGUCACUGACGUGCGAGUGUUGGACAGUGGCAUCUACACGCUGCAGCUCAUCUCUGUGGACAGGACCAGUGGCCAUUACGCUAUGCUACUUCUCUCUGGGGCAUUCCUCUCUGGUGGCACAACUAGCAGUAGUAAGCAUUUAUUAAUUGCUUUCUGUGUACCUGGUGCUAUUCUGUACCCUCUGGAGAUAGGUUGCCACGGGGAGAGGAUUGGGAUGCCCAGACAUUUAAGAACCUCUGCAGUGGAGUGGGGGGUUUCCGAGGCCUCAGGGCAUUUCCUGCUCCUGAUAAUUUCUGGAACCCUGGGUGCCCUCCUGCCCUUGGCACGCUCUGGUUCUCCUUUCUCCUCCCCAGAGAAGCUGCAGCAGCCCCAGGUGGCCGCCCAGAACCUGGCCCCAGUGGAGCACAUGGACUCCUUGCAUUUGACAUGUGUCUCCCCAAACAAUGAUGUGACCAUCCGGUGGUUUCAGAACCUCGAGGUGAUUCAGGAAGGAGAUGGGUCAGCAGUCUCCACGGAUGGCAGGGUCCUCACCAUCCCCAGAGUCACACGAAAUAACUCUGGCACCUACCACUGCGAGGCCAGGAACCACUUGGGAUCAAGGCUCAGUGAAGCCCUCAUGGUUGGCGUGACCUCUGGUGAAUUUGGGCAAAUCGCUUCCCCCUUCUGUGCCUCGGUUUCCUCGUCUACAAAACCAUUUUCUCGUGGUCCAGAUGGCCCUGACACCCCCACCAUGACCUCACCAGACCCAGAUUUUGUGAUUGGUUCUAACCUCACCCUGAUCUGCCUGGCCGACUCCCAGCCCCCUGCCCAGUACACGUGGAGCAUCAGUGGGGUCCCCGGGCCCAAGGGUCAGACCCUCUUCAUUCCCAGUCUCUCCAGGGCGCACUCGGGGAUCUAUACCUGCAAGGCUUCAAACUCCAUAUCCGGCUUGCACAGCAGCGUGGACAUCAGCAUUAGCAUCUCAGGUACCGCUAUGGUCUGA
Sus scrofa (pig) is the source of this 1314-nucleotide messenger RNA. The record is from RefSeq and is a predicted model, not a curated record. Lineage: Eukaryota; Metazoa; Chordata; Mammalia; Artiodactyla; Suidae.